This is a messenger RNA of Protopterus annectens (West African lungfish), 2635 nucleotides long. RefSeq names its product LON peptidase N-terminal domain and ring finger 3 (gene LONRF3). Lineage: Eukaryota; Metazoa; Chordata; Ceratodontiformes; Protopteridae. The record is from RefSeq and is a predicted model, not a curated record. The transcript has 11 exons. Gene Ontology annotation, molecular function: protein binding. The coding region runs from base 172 to 2238 and encodes 688 amino acids.
UUGUGGAGAGGUUAGCAGUUUGUCCCGGUAGUUGUGGUCGUACGUGGAGUUAAAAGGCCGAUGAGCAGGAUGAGGAAAGGCGACCACUGAUGUUACGGAUCAAACAUUUUGAAUCGGUUUGUAAGGGUUCCCAAACACAAUCAAGUCGGUCGUGAGCGUCUCUGCUUCGACAUGGACUCGUCUAAACAAGAGGAGAGCGCCGCGAUGCUCCAGGUGGCUGCUGAAGCCUUCCAGGCGAAAAACUUUGAGCUGGCAGCCGAGAUCUAUCUGUGCCAGUUGAAGGAGGGUACAUAUGUGGGCUCUAAGUGGGACCUGUUGUUGAAAAGAGCCAACUGCUUGGCAUUAGGGGGUAAACUGAACGAAGCUUUGGAAAUCUACCGGGAAGCUUCCAGACAAGAGGAACUGGGUGUUUUGCAGCUGAAGACAAUAGUGGAGUUCUUGAUGGAGCAAGUUAUGAACGAUAAAGGGCAAGGGGUUACUCGGCAACAGACUGGCAACACUUUGGGGUUUUUUUCCUGUCCUGGUUGCCGUGGCUUUCUUUUCGAUCCUGUUACAUUGCCAUGUGGGCACACUUUUUGUAAGCGGUGCCUAGAGGUGGAAAGGGACUGCAGCAGUGCACAACCAUGUAAACAGUGUAAGGGGAGAACUGACGUGCCUGCAUUGACCUCACGACUCCGGCCGAACCGGGUCAAUGUUGUUCUUGGUAAUUUGUUAUCUAAGUGGGUUCCCACUGAGUUGAAGGCGUUCCAACUCCAGCAAGAAAGGGGUCUGUUAUAUAAAGACAAAAAAAUGGAAGCUGCGUUGAUAAUGUACAAUGAGACAAUACUUUUAGGCAACCAUUUGCUGUAUGGCAACCAUUCGGUGUCUAAUUCUGGUCUCAGAGCUUAUGAAGAAACACUGAGUGAUACUGAGAUUGCUUGUAGACCUCAGCCUUUUUGGUUAAAGAGUCAGUUAAAGAAAAUCCAGGCACUAGUGAACGUUGGGAAAAUGGAAGAAGCAUUAAGGGAAUACCUUCUUUACCUUACUUCAAACCAAGAGAAGACUGUGAAUGCCAAACUGGAAAGGGUUAACACUGGAAAAAAAGACGGUGAAACAAUGGAGGAAGAAACUUGUAAGAAGUCACUUGAGAUAACACAAAGUGAGAGCUUUUUGGAAGGCGAUGGCAAACCAAAGUCUUGUUUUCAGAGUCCUGUCUUGCCUCUUUCUGAAAGAUGCAGUGCAUUAAAACGCAAAUGCAGUGAUCAGAGUUCAGGGGUGCCAUGCAAGAUCCGUAAGCAAGUAAUAACCCCCAGCGCAAGUCUUGCUUUAGAAUACCGUGUUCCAGUGGAACUUGUAGAUGCAUCUGAUCUAGAAUGCUCCUUGUGUAUGAGACUUUUCUAUGAGCCAGUCACUACACCCUGUGGGCACACCUUCUGCCUCAAGUGUUUGGAGCGAUGUUUGGAUCACAACCCACAAUGCCCUCUGUGCAAGGAGGACUUGUCUGAAUACCUGGUGCAAAGAAAAUACUGCCGAACUGUCUUGCUGGAAGAAUUAAUAGCAAAGUACCUUCCUGAUGAAUUGCAUGAUAGAAAGAAAAUUUAUGAAGAUGAAGUCGCUGAACUUUCUAAUCUGAACAAGAAUGUUCCAAUAUUUGUGUGUACCAUGGCGUAUCCUACUGUCCCAUGUCCGCUGCACAUUUUUGAGCCACGGUAUCGGCUCAUGGUCCGAAGAUGUAUGGAGACUGGUACAAAACAGUUCGGGAUGUGCAUUAGUGAUCCUGUCAAGGGGUUUGCAGAUUAUGGCUGCAUGCUGGAAGUCAGAAAUGUGGAGUUUUUUGCAGAUGGUCGCUCUGUUGUCAAUAGCAUCGGUAAGAGGAGGUUCAAAGUGAGAGCGCAUGGCCAACGGGAUGGAUAUAAUACUGCAGAUAUUGAAUACCUUGAAGAUAAAAAGGUAGAAGGAGACGAAUAUGCAGAGCUGCUGUCUUUACACGAUUCUGUAUAUGCCCAGGCUUAUUCUUGGUUUAACUCACUAAUGCAACUACUGAAGAAUCGAAUUCUCAGCCAUUUUGGUGCAAUGCCUCCCAAGGAUUCAGAUCCCCAGGAAAAUGCAGAUGGCCCAGCCUGGUGCUGGUGGUUAUUGGCUGUUCUUCCUCUUGAAAACCGUGCCCAGCUCCCAUUUUUGGCAAUGACAUCACUGAAAGAUCGUUUGAAGGGCAUCCGCCGUGUAUUAAACUUUAUGUCACAGACUCGAGCACGAUGAUGACUUCUGUAGAAAAUACAUUCAUCACAAUGUGCUGAUAGCUGUAAAUUUACUAAAGACUCUCUUAACUCAGUCUUAAUAUUCUCAGUGUGUCAUAUCAGGUUCUUCAAACAUUGCUGCUGACAGUUCUUGUAAUAAGGUAGAUAAUUAUGUAAAAUGGCCAUAUCUGCCAACCGUGCUAUUGCUGCAAUUUUAUUGUACAGUAUCUAUAAAUCUGAAUAUUCUUUGGUAUACAUUUUUUAUUUAAUUUUGACCUUUGUAUCUUAAUUGGCCUUAUUCACAUGUUGUAAUUUAAAAAUAAGUAUAUUUAUAUUGUACAGAAUUGGCAUUCCAUUAUUGCAAUAUAGCUACAGUCCUUUCAUAUUGGUGUUAUUUUCAAAUAUAUUUUUUCAUCAGA